AUGCCAUCAAAAAUAUUUUUUGAGAGUUUUGCUGACAGCCGAUAUGUUUUUAUUCUCCAAAACAGUUGUCAUCAACCUUGUUUUUCGACACAAAAAGCGACGCCAAAAAAGAUGACUAGAAAAAAGAUGAAUAUUUUUGUGAAGAAGGAAGAGGACAAUAAAAUGGAAGAAGCAAAAAAUUCUACGGCACAAAUGGCGCGCAAAAAAUUUUUUUUCAAUGUGUGCCACUUCUCUUUUUGGCAUUUUUUUUCUUCCCUGAUUUUUGCCUAUUUUUCUAUCCAAUCUCCCGCCCAUUUUUCCUUCCCUGUCUUCUCAUUUUUAUUUUCACAUCUGCCUAUAACGCGCCGGAGAACGCCGCAUUCAUUUUAAAGGCGAUCUAAAUGUGCCGAUAAGAAAAAGAUGGCAAUUUCUUUGCAAAUAAAUAUUUUAUUUUCAUUUUCUUCAAAUUUUCGUUUAUUUUUGCAUUCUUCGAUUUCCUUUUAAAUUCUUUAAAUCCUAGCUUUUUCUUCUUAAUUCCUUAAAUCCCUAUCCUUUAAUUUUCUAUAUAAGCUUUAAUUUAACAUUGUAUUGUAAGUUGUAGCGUGUCCGAAUGGUUAGCGAGCUGGGUUCGAGUUUUUUAAUAUGUGAGUUCGAACCCCUUUGGUGCCCCGAUACUUUUUACUUAUUUUUUAAUGUACAUUAACAUGUUUUACAACUUUCAAUCAAUCUUUUUUGCAUUUUUAAAUUUUUAUUUGCUAGAAUUCUGUUUCCCACUACUAUUUAUAACUCUUAAAUUGAUUGAUGUACUUUUAUUUUGCCUUAUUUAUUAUUUAAUACCAUCGAUCAUUUUCAUUAUUUUUUUCCAUUUAGUUGAUGUGUGC
This is a messenger RNA of Meloidogyne enterolobii, 860 nucleotides long. Lineage: Eukaryota; Metazoa; Nematoda; Chromadorea; Rhabditida; Meloidogynidae. The record is from the annotation of a GenBank genome assembly.